AUGUAAUUAAAAUAGGGGUUCUUGAUCUAGAAAAACAGAUUUUUAAACAACAUCCAUAUAAUUUGGUUGCUGAAAAAUUUUGGCAAAAUUUGAACAAUUUGGUAACAUCAUCAGAUAUUGACAUUCAAAUAAUGAAUCGGUUAAAUGAACUCCGCGAAAUAUCAAACAUUGAAAAAGCCAAUAAUUAUAUAAAGAAAUGGCAACAAU
Molecule: messenger RNA, 207 nt
Organism: Racocetra fulgida
Lineage: Eukaryota; Fungi; Glomeromycota; Glomeromycetes; Diversisporales; Gigasporaceae
Source: the annotation of a GenBank genome assembly